Penicillium vulpinum is the source of this 207-nucleotide messenger RNA. RefSeq lists its product as uncharacterized. The coding region runs from base 1 to 207 and encodes 68 amino acids. The transcript has 2 exons. Gene Ontology annotation, biological process: mycotoxin biosynthetic process. The record is from RefSeq and is a predicted model, not a curated record. Lineage: Eukaryota; Fungi; Ascomycota; Eurotiomycetes; Eurotiales; Aspergillaceae.
AUGACAUACAAAUGCCAGUUAACCGACGAGAAGUGCGCUGCGCAGGUCUCAGCAUAUUCCCCAUUGCUGCCAGUGGUUGAAUAUGAGGAUGUCCGAUUUCAAGGUAGCUUCCGUGAUAAGAAUCAAUACAAAGGACAGCCCAGUCCACAACUGGAUGCUGCCUGGGACCGAAUCACCUAUGGUAUAAGCCGUCGACUUCAUUCAUAA